Molecule: messenger RNA, 3197 nt
Organism: Folsomia candida
Lineage: Eukaryota; Metazoa; Arthropoda; Collembola; Entomobryomorpha; Isotomidae
Product: allatostatin-A receptor
Exons: 10
Coding region: 437-1945 (502 amino acids)
Biological process (GO): G protein-coupled receptor signaling pathway
Cellular component (GO): plasma membrane
Molecular function (GO): G protein-coupled receptor activity
Source: RefSeq, a predicted model, not a curated record
CCACGACCCAAUCCAGUCGUCAGAUGAGGCUGUGACUUGCAGAGGAAGCAACGUCGCGUGUCAUGAGAAAGGACGACUCUUCUCAUCAUCCCCCAUCUCGUCUCAUUCUGACUCUUCUCGAUAAGCCCAGCAACACAGACACACCACUCCACUCGGCACUCGCAACAAGUCAGAACACAGCUCACUCUCUCUGAAAAUGUUGACCGACAUCUAAAAAGAGCAAGAACUUGAUUGGGAAACUUUUUGAGACGAUAUCCAGUCCACCCUGUCACCAUCAUCGACCUCCUGGGGUCACCUGUGACUCUGACUCGGACCGACUUAUUUUACCACUUUUGACUCUGUAAUUAUUUUACAUUGACGUUCUUCACCCGCAUUCGAAUUGAAUUGACUGACCGAGUUUCUCAGAACGACCUGGUGACACUGGACAGCUCGCACGAUGGGUGACAUGGACACAGAUCCGGAAUGGGUUCUCACAGCAGGAGAACUCAAUCGAAGCACUUUCUCCAACUGGACAAGCACCAUCACACCCGGCUUUGGAGAUCUGGACUUCAAUUGCACGGAAAUUAAUGACCCCAACGUCAUUUGUUGGAAAAAUCCAGAGGAAAUGUUGAACCCGGCCAAGAGAAAUCCGAUAUUCUAUCACAUUGUCAUCACUCACGCGGUCACCUUCAUCGUAGGGAUCGUGGGCAAUCUCAUCGUCGUGUUUGUCAUGAUUGGGGACGGAAAGAGCAGAAAUGCAACGAACCUCUUUCUAGUCAGUUUGGCCGUGGCGGACUUGCUUCUCCUCUUGCUUUGCGUACCGUUGGAAAUGCUGCAGUACUUUCUCCAGUUUGAUGGGAAUGGAUUCAUUUGCAAAACGACGAAAUACGUCCUCCUGCUUUCUGCAUCGGCAUCUGUGCUGAAUUUAUGCGCUGUUAGUUUGGAGAGGUUCAUCGUGAUUGUAUUUCCUAUGCGAUCUCGUUCCCUCUGUACUCUGAGUAAUUGCAGAAAAGCGAUCCUUUUCGUCUGGCUUUCUGCCACGAUCCUUUCCAUGCCCGUGAUGCUGAUCAAGGAUGGCUACAGCAUGGUCUACACCAACAACAUCAUCUCGGUGAAGGUCUACUAUUGUGAAAAUGCGGAUGAAAAUCUUGUCUUUGCGAUCUAUCAGUUCGUGAUCCUCUUCGUGGCACCUGGACUCGUCAUGAUGGUCUGUUACGUUUAUGUCAUUCGGGAACUGUGGAGGAGCACUCGGAACAUAAAUAUCCUGACGAAUUCGAGAAGCAUGGCGGACCGUCGACCAACCACAAAACGGACAUCUGAAGAGCGAGAAGAACAAUCCACUUGCGGCAGUACUUCCCGUUUCUUGCGGGAUAAACGACCCGGACCGAAAGCGGCGGAUUCUGAAUAUAAGAACACAAAAUAUCUUGGAUCUGAAAAACCUACAGCCACCCUGGCACAUGGCGCAGCACGACGUUCCGCAAACCAUAUGCGAGCCAACCGAGGAGACGAUGUUAAGAAAGCCCGUAAACAAGUCAUCAAGAUGCUAAUCUUAGUAAUUCUCCUGUUUCUGCUGUGCUGGGGACCGAAACUGAUAUUAACAAUCACUCUGAAACUCGCAGAAACCUUUGGGCUUGAGGUGUACACUCAACAAAUGUACAACACAAGGGUCAUAUUCAGCUUAAUACCAUUUAUCCACUCGAGCUUCAAUCCACUCAUUUAUUCCUUCAUGUCGAAGAACUUUCGUCGGUCAAUGAGUCGGCAGUUGGCCAGGUUGAGCGCUCUGUGUGGCUGCAGCUGCUUCAAAGCCGUUCCCCUCAAUCCCAGAAAUGAUAUCCCACUGAGGUCAGCCAUCAACCGGGCACGCAGCAAGCAACCAUACCGACCGGACUCUACUUUCUCCAGCAACUACUACUCGGAGGCUGUGAGCACUCGAAAUACGGAAGUGCACGGGAUUUCCACCAUUUAAUCUUUGUCCUCGUGGCUGAAGGACGAGGAAUGAAUCAAUCUUGUCCAGAUUAUCCAAUGCCAACACCGCAUAGGCAAACAAUCAGUGAUGAUGGAACGAUUCCAUUAUUACACAACUUUCAAUGCAUCCCAAUUUAGAGAAGAAUCUUAGCCGUGUUUCUGAUCCUGAUUUAUUGCAGUAGUUUCAUUUCAAUGUGCAUGCAUUUCCAAAAGCUGACUAAAAAUAUCAUGUCACCCAGAUUAAGUAGUUCGUGCACCUUUUCACCUAUGUAUGAAUAUGGCGACGAUGUAGGACUUUUUCACUCAAGAAGUUGUUGGUCUUUCUCAUGUAUGUAGCUCAUUCCGUACUUGUCGUCGCGUUUCUCUAGUAAUCUUCCGUGAAUUGUUGUUCCCUCAUAAGUAAUUCCUGAUGUUGCUGAUUUCGAUCCGGUUUGCAGAUUCUUGUAGCCUUUUCAUUCAUUGUUGUGAUGCAAACUGUAGAUCGUGUCAAUUAUAUGUAGAGUCACUCAAAUGUUGUACGUAUGUAUGAAUUCCUCUCUGGAUAUGAUCUGCGUGUCUGGCAUAAGUUAUCUCAUGUGUACCGUGAAUAAGUAUAAGGAUUCAUUCAUUGUUAGUCUAGCAACGUAACUCAUGAUCGUCGUGAUACAUUACUUAUAAAUAAAUAUUAUAUCGUUCUCCGUUCGUUGGUGCAUCAAGUACAAGUGAAAAUGAUGCCACCAUUUUUGACUCUCUUUUCAAGUGUGAUUCUAAUUUGCAUAUUAUAUAUGUUUCAUACCAAGAUGAAGAUAAUGCAGAUUUUUAUGGAAGUGGAUGAUGGGAUGGAACAUGAGGCUGGGAAAAAGGCUGCACAGUGGUUCUGCCAUUGUUGAAUCAAAUACAUACAAAAUUAAAUUUCAAAAACCUCUACAUGGAUUUUGAAAUGUUUAUUUUAAUACAAAAUUUCAUCAACAAUUCUACAGUCUAUGGAGUUCUACCUUUAUUUUUGUCCCUAGAAAAAAAAUUCUAGUUUUAGUAAAAUGAUAAAUGUUAAUUGUUACAUGUACGUAUUUAUAUAUAUAUAUUUAAUGUAUGUAGAAGAUGUAUCAGAAUUGCAUGUUAUUGACUACACGGUAAUUAUAUUUAAAUGUGUGUUACAUAUUUUCAAAUUAUAACGAUGUCCGAGGUGGUGCAAAAAUUAGAUUUAUGUAUGUACCAAGCUUGUCGGCAAGCUCAUGAUGAUCGGCAUAAUGGAAAACAAACAAAUAUUUGUGUGU